UCCUAAGGCCAUGGAAGCCGAGAAAGCAUCUCUUAUACCAAAGAGAAGAGAUAUAUCUCGCACAAAAUCCAGCGCACACGACGAGUUACAUAGCUUCAGGUCAUGGCUCAGGUGGAUGUGUGUUGAUCAAUCCACAGGCUAUACAUUUUGCCUAUCUUGGUUAGUGUUCAUUGUCUUCACAAUUGUCAUCCCCACCCUCUCCCAUUUCUACCUUGCAUGUAGUGAUUGCGAUAACCGACAUGCAAGGCCUCACGAUAGCCAUGUUCAGUUGUCCCUCAGCACCAUGGCCACACUUUCCUUUCUUUGCCUGUCCCGGUUUGUAAGGGUUUAUGGAUUACGUAGGUUUCUCUUCUUUGAUAAGCUUUGUAAUGAAAGCGAUACUGUUCGCAAGGGUUACACUGAACAACUCGAUAGCUCACUUAAAAUACUCUUCAUAUUUGUUGCGCCAUGUUUUACCGCCGAGGCUGCAUACAAGAUCUGGUGGUACAGUUCAGGGGCCACUGCUAUUCCAUUCUUAGGCAAUGCAAUGGUGAGCGAUGCGGUUGCAUGCACCUUGGAGCUUGCAUCCUGGCUAUAUAGAACCGUGGUGUUCUUCCUAGUAUGUGUCCUGUUCCGCUUGAUCUGUCAUCUCCAAAUCCUUCGUCUCCAAGAUUUCGCUAAAGUGUUCCACGUGGACUCUGAUGUGGAAGAUGUAUUGAGAGAACACCUUAGAAUCAGGAGGCAUUUACACAUCAUCAGUCAUAGAUAUCGCGUGUUUAUACUGUGGGCGCUCAUCCUCGUCACAAUCAGUCAAUUCACAUCACUUCUUGACACCACACGAUCCACAGCGGAUCUCAGCAUCUUUAAAACCGGUGAACUUGCAUUGGUUUCUGUAAGUUUGCUAGCUGGGAUAAUGAUACUACUGAGGUGUGCCACCAGGAUCACACACAAGGCUCAAGGUGUGACAUGUUUGGCUGCUAAAUGGCAUGUGUGUGCAACCAUUGAGUCCUUUGACCCACCAGAUAUUGACACAGAAACCCCACCCAUGGGUGUUUUGACUAACCAAGUGUUUAGCCAUGAUGCAUCAGCAUCUGAUAACGAUGAUGCUGGCAGCGAAGAUGAACUCGACAGCACUAAACUCAUUCCUGCAUAUGCUAGAAGUACCAUUUCAUUCCAGAAAAGGCAAGCCUUAGUAACGUAUUUUGAAAACAAUAGAGCUGGGAUCACGGUGUUCGGAUUUAUGCUGGAUAGGACUUCAUUGCACACUAUAGUGAUGAUAGAAAUGUCAUUGGUGUUGUGGUUGCUUGGAAAGACUGUUGGUAUCUCUUAAAAACUUACAACAUGCAUGGCCUUCAUUGUUUUGAAUCCUUUCUAGAAUAGAAAUUAAUGAAGUUUGUGAGAAGGGAUCUAUAUUAUUUAUCUUUAUAUUAAUAUUUUUUAUUCAAUCCAUAUGUCGUUUCCCAUUUCUUUGUCCAAUCCUGGAACAUUAUUGUUCAUUAAUAAAUAUGUUUAUUCUUUAUCA
Molecule: messenger RNA, 1501 nt
Organism: Helianthus annuus (common sunflower)
Lineage: Eukaryota; Viridiplantae; Streptophyta; Magnoliopsida; Asterales; Asteraceae
Exons: 4
Coding region: 11-1309 (432 amino acids)
Source: RefSeq, a predicted model, not a curated record